Messenger RNA from Phalaenopsis equestris, 294 nucleotides. Its product is annotated as exportin-4-like. The record is from RefSeq and is a predicted model, not a curated record. Gene Ontology annotation, biological process: protein export from nucleus. Gene Ontology annotation, molecular function: nuclear export signal receptor activity. Gene Ontology annotation, cellular component: nuclear pore; cytoplasm. NCBI's taxonomy places the organism in Eukaryota, Viridiplantae, Streptophyta, Magnoliopsida, Asparagales, Orchidaceae.
UCGGGUGCUAUGAAGGUAAAUUCUCGUAAGAAAAUUGACAUGCCGAGAAGCGCCGGGGUUGUGAUAUAUCUGGCGUAAUUCACCGGCAGUUCCCUGCAGGCCUCGAUCUUCUGCUUCACUCGCAUUGAAGAGUCUAAUCUUUGGUUUCCUCUGCCCCCAAAAUCCCAAGCCUUUGAAGACCUUAUCAACAGCGAAGGGGAGGGCGGGAUGAACGGGUUCCCCGGAGAACCGGUGGAUGUCUUGCAACUCAAGGCCACCAUGGACGCCGUAGAGCAUGCUUGCUCUUUGAUACGG